CAGUCAUCGCAACAUUCUCAAGUCAGAGACCAAAACCGUCAAAUCAAAACACAGAGUCAUAAUGGGAUCUUUGGCUGAAACACAGGUUACUCCGGCUAAAAUCUCCGACGAAGAAGCCAACCUCUUUGCUAUGCAGCUCGCUGGUGCCACCGUGCUUCCGAUGGUUCUGACAUCAGCCCUGGAGCUCGACCUUCUCGAGAUCAUAUCCAAGAAUGUCGCUCUCCCUGGCGGUCAACUGUCUCCCUCGGAGGUAGCUUCUUAUCUUCCGACCAAAAACCCUGAUGCUCCAGUCAUGGUUGACCGGAUCCUUAGGUUGCUUGCGGCUUACUCCGUCUUAACCUGCUCUGUCCGUAAGCUUCCCGAUGGCGGCGUGGAACGUCUGUACGGACUUGGACCGGUAUGCAAGUACCUUAUUAAGAACGAAGACGGAGUUGCACUCGAUGCACUCUGUCAUUUGAACAGAGACAGGGUCUUCAUGGAGAGCUGGUAUCAUUUGAAAGAUGCAGUUCUUGAAGGUGGGAUUCCAUUCAACAGGGCAUUUGGUAUGGGCGCUUUCGAGUACCAAGGGUCUGAUCCGAGGUUCAACAAGGUGUUCAACAGUGGAAUGUCCAACCACACGACGAUAGUCAUGACCAAGAUUCUAGAGAUAUACAAAGGCUUUGAGGGAUUAUCUUCGUUGGUUGAUGUUGGUGGUGGCAUUGGAGUUACUCUCCGUAUGAUUGUCUCCAAGCACCCAUACAUCAAGGGGAUCCUCUAUGAUCUCCCUCAUGUCAUCGAGGAAGCUAUUUCCUAUCCUGGUAUUGAACACAUUGGCGGAGAUAUGUUUGUGAAUGUCCCUAAAGCAGAUGCCAUCUUCAUGAAGUGGAUAUGUCAUGAUCGGAGUGACCAACACUGUUUGAAAUUUCUCAAGAAUUGUUAUGAAGCACUCCCAGACAACGGGAAAGUGAUAGUGGCGGAAUCAAUGCUUCCGGUGUUGCCAGACUCAAGCCUCAUGACUAAAGAAGUUGUCCACAUGGACUGCCUCAUGCUGGCUCACAACCCCGGAGGCAAAGAACGGACUGAGAAGGAGUUUGAAGCAUUAGCCAGAGGUUCUGGCUUCCAAGGCUUUCAAGUUGUCUGCAGAGCCUAUGGUACUCACAUCUUCGAGUUCCUCAAGAAGAUAUGAGCCUAAUAAGUACAAAUAUCCAUGGAACAUUUUCUUCUCGAUUUUUUGCGUCCAGAUAUUUUUUCUACAUUUCCAGUGUUAUCCUGUUCUGCAUAUAUGUUGUUUCUCUGGCUUGUGAGGCCACUAUCGUCGUUGUUUACUUGUUUAAGCUGUUUUUGAUGUUGUUGGAAAAUGCAUUUCUUUGUAAUUGUAUUUCCGAUUUUAAUGCAUAUGAAUAAAACCAAGACCAAAUAAUAUGUUAAAUCAAAGC
Raphanus sativus (radish) is the source of this 1415-nucleotide messenger RNA. RefSeq names its product flavone 3'-O-methyltransferase 1-like. The transcript is spliced from 4 exons. NCBI's taxonomy places the organism in Eukaryota, Viridiplantae, Streptophyta, Magnoliopsida, Brassicales, Brassicaceae. The coding region runs from base 62 to 1165 and encodes 367 amino acids. The record is from RefSeq and is a predicted model, not a curated record. Gene Ontology annotation, molecular function: S-adenosylmethionine-dependent methyltransferase activity; O-methyltransferase activity; protein dimerization activity. Gene Ontology annotation, biological process: methylation.